This is a messenger RNA of Microthlaspi erraticum, 411 nucleotides long. Lineage: Eukaryota; Viridiplantae; Streptophyta; Magnoliopsida; Brassicales; Brassicaceae. The record is from the annotation of a GenBank genome assembly.
AUGAAGGAAGAGCCUGUGUCCGGGUUGAUUGGCUGCGGGGAGCUCUCCGGUGGCCGGAGCGGUUCGGUUUGGCAAUCUCCGGUUAAGCGGAUGACUUUAGACGAUGCGUGUGGUGACAGGAGUAGGACUAGCUGUAAGAGAAUCAAAACGACUCAGGUCAAUGGUUGUAUUGUUUACACCAGAACUAAGAAGACUAAAUUCACCAAGCUUAAUGAAGGAGAUGAAAAUGCUGGUUUUUCGGAAACUAGAUUCUCAGAUCGACCAACUAUUGGCGUCACAGUUUCUCAAUUUGUCAGCUUCUAUCAAAGAACCAAGAGAUCACGCUGGAGAAGACAACAAGCUGGAGCACAACCAAAGAGGGAAGAAAGGAAUUCACCAACUAAGUAUCUGGUGGACUUAAAGAGAGAAUAG